GCUUCCUGAUGGCUUUAUAAAAACCACAAGCCUAAAGCUUUAGUCCCUCAGUCUGUAAUUUUCCAGACCAGGCAAUAGCAUUUCAGGGAUCUGAAAAGCAAAAGAAAUUUGAAUCAACAUGUCUUUUGUAUCGGAAUUUCUGAAGCAGGCCUAUUUUAUAGACAAUGAAGAACCACAAUACGUUAAAAAUUCUAAAAGUGGUUCAGCAGUCAAUGCCUACCCAAACUUCAAUCCUUCAGCUGAUGCUGCGGCACUGGACAAAGCCAUAACUGCUAAAGGGGUUGAUGAACAAACCAUCAUUGAUAUUUGCACCCGAAGAACUAACAGCCAGCGCCAGCAGAUCAAAGAUGCCUACUUGCAAUUAAAGGGAAAGCCUCUGGAAGACAGCUUGAAAAAAGCACUCAAAAGCCCCUUGGAAGAGGUGAUUCUGGCACUGCUGAAGACUCCAGCCCAUUUUGAUGCUGAUGAGCUCAGGGCUGCCAUGAAGGGGCUUGGAACAGAUGAAGCAACUUUAAUUGAGAUUCUGACAACAAGGAACAACAAAGAAAUCAGAGCAGCAAGCAGAGCAUAUCAGGAAGUUUAUAAGAGAGAUCUUGCCAAAGACAUUGCCUCAGACACAUCUGGAGACUUCCAGAAAGCUUUGCUUGCCCUAGUAAAGGGUGACCGUGAUGAAAAUCCUCACGUGAAUGAUGAGCUGGCAGAUAACGAUGCCCGGGCCAUGUAUGAAGCUGGAGAGAGAAGAAAAGGAACAGAUGUGAAUGUUUUCAUUAACAUCCUCACUACAAGAAGUCACUCACAUCUCCGAAGAGUUUUUCAAAAAUACUGUAAAUAUAGCAAACAUGACAUGACCAAAGCUCUGGACCUGGAACUGAAAGGAGACAUUGAGGCCUGCCUGACAGCAAUUGUGACAGCUGCCGCAAGCAAACCAAGUUUCUUUGCUGAAAAACUGUAUCAUGCAAUGAAGGGUUCUGGAACUUGCAGAAAAACGCUGAACAGGAUCAUGGUGUCGCGUUCUGAAGUUGAUAUGAAUGAGAUCAAAGGAUAUUACAAGGAGAAGUAUAAGACAUCCCUACGCCAGGCCCUUCUGGAUGAAACAAAAGGCGAUUAUGAAACCAUUCUGGUGGCUCUCUGUGGUGAGGACUACUGAGCACCAUAUCCUUCCGCUGCCCUCCUGCCUCUCCAGUACUUUUUUUUUAGUUCAAGCUGUUACAUAUCUUUGUAUAAGAAAGUUUUAAACAGAGAGGGAUCUCUGGUUUUCGUUAUCAAGUCUUGAUGUCGGGAUGAGCUGUCGCCUGGAAAAUGCACGUAGAUCUUCAUCUCUGCUUUUUUGUUUAUGUUUAUCCAAAGCCAAAAAGUAUAUUAAGAACAGAUAUAUCUGCUUUUAUAGGGUUAACCAAUGCAAAUGGUACGGAACUGAGUAGCCAAAAGUGACAUUCCAAAUAAAAAUAACCUAUGUUCUCUA
Messenger RNA from Eublepharis macularius, 1462 nucleotides. RefSeq names its product annexin A1 (gene ANXA1). The record is from RefSeq and is a predicted model, not a curated record. NCBI's taxonomy places the organism in Eukaryota, Metazoa, Chordata, Lepidosauria, Squamata, Eublepharidae. Gene Ontology annotation, cellular component: plasma membrane; cytoplasm. The transcript has 13 exons. Gene Ontology annotation, biological process: regulation of leukocyte migration; cellular response to vascular endothelial growth factor stimulus; cell surface receptor signaling pathway. Gene Ontology annotation, molecular function: calcium ion binding; phospholipase A2 inhibitor activity; calcium-dependent phospholipid binding. Bases 119 to 1147 code for a protein of 342 amino acids.